AUGUCUGCCAACCUAGAUCAAUCACUAGAUGAAAUCAUCGGUUCCAACAAAAGAAUGAACAACAGAGCACGUAUCACAAGCAACCGUGGUCGCGCUGCCGGUCCGAGAAAGACAUCCAAGCAAGUUAAUACUCGUCGUCAAACUGGUAGACCAAAUCCUGUUAGACAAAGAGUUACUAGAGCCCCUGUUAACGUUCGUUCAAGAGUUCCAAGACCUGAUGCAGGUAGAGAAGUAAGAGUUAAUGUUGAAGGGUUACCAAGAGACAUUAAGCAAGAUGCUGUUAGAGAAUUUUUUUCAUCUCAAAUUGGUGGUGUCGAUAGAGUUCUUUUAAGUUACAACGAAAGAGGACAAUCUACUGGUAUGGCUACUAUAACUUUCAGAAAUAAUCAACAAGCUAGUGCAGCUGUCGCAAAAUUCAACGGUGCUCCAAUUGAUGCUGGUAGAUCUAGAUUAAAGAUGAAUUUGCUUGUCGAUCCAAAUCAACAACCUGUUAAGUCCUUAGUCGACAGGAUCAGACCAUUACCACAGAAGAGAGUCCAACAACAACAACAACAACAACCAAAACAACAACAACAAAGACAAGUAAGAAGAGCUCCAAAUAAGAAGGCUGCUGUAGCAAAGGAUAAUCGUAGACAAAGAAAAGAAAAACCAGCUAAAAAAGUUUAG
Molecule: messenger RNA, 666 nt
Organism: Naumovozyma dairenensis CBS 421
Lineage: Eukaryota; Fungi; Ascomycota; Saccharomycetes; Saccharomycetales; Saccharomycetaceae
Gene: YRA1
Product: RNA-binding protein YRA1
Exons: 2
Coding region: 1-666 (221 amino acids)
Biological process (GO): mRNA export from nucleus
Cellular component (GO): nucleus
Molecular function (GO): mRNA binding
Source: RefSeq, a predicted model, not a curated record